This is a messenger RNA of Theileria parva strain Muguga, 1227 nucleotides long. Its product is annotated as PPP4R2 family protein. The transcript has a single exon. The coding region runs from base 309 to 1130 and encodes 273 amino acids. Gene Ontology annotation, biological process: protein dephosphorylation. The record is from RefSeq and is a predicted model, not a curated record. NCBI's taxonomy places the organism in Eukaryota, Apicomplexa, Aconoidasida, Piroplasmida, Theileriidae. Gene Ontology annotation, molecular function: protein phosphatase regulator activity. Gene Ontology annotation, cellular component: protein phosphatase 4 complex; nucleus; cytoplasm.
AUUUAUAUAUUUUUUAGAAUCUUAAAUUUUCUCUGUUUUAAUAUAUCAUACACACUUAAUUAUUUGUAUUUUUAACACUUGUUAAUAAAUCUUCAGCAGUAAACUAUUGAAUAAUAUUUUAAUUUCAUAAUUGACAAAUAUCCUUGUUAACCUACUUUAAAAUCAUAUAAAUUAGGUUUAGAUGUAUAUUUUAACUUUGGUUCAGUACAUCUUUUUUUUCUUUUAAAUAUACCUCAAAACCUCAACCUACUUCAUUGAUGGUUUCAUAUAAAUGGUUUAAAUGAAUCCCAAAUCUGGAUCCUUUGGAGAUGAAUUCCUCUAAGGUUUGUAAAGUUUUGGACGAGAUCGGGAUUGACGAGGAAUUCUUGAAGUUAAAGUCCGAUUUACUAAACGAAUUCACUUCAAAGGGAGGUUGCGUUCCAGGUGCCGCCUACAAGCAAAUUCUUAACGGCGUAUUAAAUAUUCUCAUCCAAUACAAAGAUAUAGAAAGCAAUGUGAAGCUAAAUAGGGAAUGUUAUAUUCUAAUUCAGCACAUUGCAACUACUGGGAAGUGCAGAUUCCCUUGGAAGGUCGUGAAAAUGCUAAUAAUUGUAAUAUAUAAUAAAAUUUUUGAUGAACUUUAUCAGUCAAAUAAGAAUUCUACAUCGCUCCAGAACUCCUCCACAGCUGGUUCUGAUUCUUGUGACCCUUCUGAUUCAUCCACUGAAUCUGAUAAACCUAAGGAAUCCCGGCCAGCUGAUAAAAAAAUUAACCAAAUUGAGUCUGAGGAAGAGUUUAAACAAAUGAAAUACGAAUCUUUACUAUAUAUUGUGGGCUUUAAUAUACCUCCCUUUACACUUCAACGGCUUUGUGAGAUUCCUAUAAAACAGCCUUACACAGUUUUCCGGAAACUGUUUAACGCCUACAGAAAACUUUUCACUGUCCGGAACUUGGAGUAUGAGCCUGUGAAACUCCCAAGGUUUUUCAAACCUUCAGAUUACCCUCACCUCAGGCGUGUGUGCCGUAUUGUUGACUCUUGGGAGUACAAGUACAGGCAUCUCACUCCCAGUUGGACUGACGACCUUCUUGCUGAGAACCUCGACGAACUCGACUCUUCUGAUGAAAAGCCAUUCAAACGGCCUCUAGAAUAAGAUUAACAGUCUAUUUCCUAAUUGUACUUAUAGUUCACUGUCCCUAUUCACCUGGGCACCUACUCUGUUUGUAAUGUUUAAUGUAAAUUGUAAAGUA